AUGCUCCCCUCCGUGGCAGCGCAGAGCACCUUCAAUUUUUAUGCAUACGGUAGCAGUGGGGACUUGAGUGCUGUCCCAUUGUUCUAUGAGAACGGCCAUGUCAUGCUGUCCAACCUCACCUCGCCCGCCAACCUGACCUCUGUGUACUUCACCGGGGACACCAAUGGACCAUCGGCUUGGACCGUCCACUCCAACACCACCACCGACCCAAACCCCCCGUUCACCUCUGGCUACGUGACUCUCGAAGCCUCGAGUGCAUCUAGUCGGACAGUCUUUGCCAAAGUCGACAAUAAGUUGCAGAAUCCCUUCUACGCGGCCGCAACAGAGACAAAGGGAAUCUACCAGCUGGUUUGGAAUCCACAGAAUCCUAACGAUGAACAACUUGAGGCGAUUGUCUUGCGAACGGUGAAACCGCCCGACCACAAAAUUUAA
Messenger RNA from Akanthomyces muscarius, 432 nucleotides. RefSeq lists its product as uncharacterized. The transcript has 4 exons. The record is from RefSeq and is a predicted model, not a curated record. Bases 1 to 432 code for a protein of 143 amino acids. NCBI's taxonomy places the organism in Eukaryota, Fungi, Ascomycota, Sordariomycetes, Hypocreales, Cordycipitaceae.